AUGGAGACCGUUUCAACAAAUGAGGACACCGGCAAGGGGGCGAUGUGGGAGCUGGAAAAGAGCCUUGAUCAGCCCAUGGACACAGAGGCCGGGAGACCGAGGAAUAUGUACAGAGAAAAGACCUACCCAACAGUUUUGAUGCUACAACUAGCUUUCCAAUGCCUUGGUGUGGUGUUUGGAGAUUUAGGCACAUCACCUCUCUAUGUUUUCUACAACAUCUUUCCUGAGAAGAUAGAAGACACAGAGCAAAUUAUUUCUAGCUUGCUCCCUCCACCUCCCUAA
Messenger RNA from Triticum turgidum subsp. durum (durum wheat), 282 nucleotides. The record is from the annotation of a GenBank genome assembly. NCBI's taxonomy places the organism in Eukaryota, Viridiplantae, Streptophyta, Magnoliopsida, Poales, Poaceae.